Molecule: messenger RNA, 2853 nt
Organism: Talpa occidentalis (Iberian mole)
Lineage: Eukaryota; Metazoa; Chordata; Mammalia; Eulipotyphla; Talpidae
Gene: TLR10
Product: toll like receptor 10
Exons: 2
Coding region: 61-2520 (819 amino acids)
Biological process (GO): toll-like receptor signaling pathway; immune response; inflammatory response
Cellular component (GO): membrane
Molecular function (GO): transmembrane signaling receptor activity; lipopeptide binding; Toll-like receptor 2 binding
Source: RefSeq, a predicted model, not a curated record
CCAGCAGCUCCCCCCGGACCCCUCUUAGCCUGGGGAUUUUGACUCAUCUUUAUCAUUCAUAUGUCAACAAGUGAUAAAGUCCUUGGAAUUACAAUGAGUCCUAUCAGAAACAUUUGUGUGCUGUGUAGCAUCAUUAUGUCAGUGUAUGGCUGGGCUCCAAAGGUGCCAGAAGAAAGGGAACUGACUACCAGUUGCACCAAUAUGUCUCUAAGAAAGGUUCCUGCAGACUUGAUCUCAACCACAACAACACUGGAUUUAUCCUACAACCUCCUUUCUCAACUUCAGAGUUCAGAUUUUCAUUCUUUGUCUAAACUGAAAGUUUUGAUUCUCUGCCAUAAUAGAAUCCAACAGCUGGAUACCAAGAUCUUUGAAUUUAACAAGGAGUUACUAUAUUUAGAUUUAUCUUACAACAAACUAAAGACUGUGACUUGGCAUUCAUUGACAAGUCUGAGACAUCUAGAUCUUUCUUUCAAUGACUUUGACACCAUACCUAUCUGUGAACAGACUGGCAACAUGUCACACCUGGAGACCUUAGGUUUGAGUGGGACAAAAAUACAAAAAUCAGAUUUCCAGAAAAUUGCUCAUUUGCAUCUAAACACUGUCUUCUUAGGAUUGAAAACUCUUGCUCAUUAUGAAGAGGGUAGCCUGCCCAUCUUAAAUACAACAAAACUUCACAUUGUUUUACCAAUAAACACAAAUUUCUGGGUUCUUUUGUGUGAUGGAAUGAAAACCUCAAAAAUAUUAGAAAUGACAAAUAUAGAUACCAAAAGCCAACUUGCAAGUUAUGAAACUAAACAAAAUAUUUUAGAGAGUACCAAGACAACUGUCCUGUUACUUAAUAAAAUUGAUUUACUCUGGGAGGACCUUUUCCUCAUCUUCCAAUUUGUUUGGCAUACGUCAGUGGAAUAUUUCCAGAUCCAAAAUGUGACUUUUGGAGGUAAGGUUUAUGUUGACCACAAUUCAUUUGACUAUUCACAUUCUGUAAUGAGAACUGUAAAAUUGGAGAAGGUACAUUUCAGGAUUUUUCAUAUUCCACAAGACAGAGUCUACUUGUUUUUUACCAAAAUGAAUAUAGAAAAUCUGACAAUAUCAGAUGCACAAAUGCCACACAUGCUGUUUCCUACUUAUCCUACAAGAUUCCAAUAUUUAAAUUUUGCUGAUAAUAUCUUAACAGAUGACCUAUUUAAAAAGCCUAUCCAAUUGCCUUAUUUGAAAACUCUCAUUUUGAAAGGCAAUAAGUUGGAGACAUUUUCUUUGGUUAGUUGCUUUGCUAAUAAUACAUCCUUGAAGCAUCUAGAUGUUAGUCAAAAUCUGUUACAACAUGAAAAUGAUGAGAAUUGCUUGUGGCCAGAAACCUUGAUCAACAUGAACCUGUCAUCCAAUAAAUUUUCUGACUCUGUCUUCAAGUGCUUGCCUAGAAGUAUUCAGACACUUGACCUGAAUAAUAACAAAAUUCAUACUGUCCCUAAAGAGAUUAUUCAUCUGAAGUCUUUGAGGGAACUAAAUCUUGCAUUUAAUUUUCUAACUGAUCUUCCUGGAUGCAGUCAUUUCAGAAGACUCUCAAUACUAAACGUUGAAAUGAAUUUAAUUCUUAGUCCAUCUCUGGACUUUUUUCAGAGCUGUCAAGAAGUUAAGACUUUAAAUGUAGGAAGAAAUCCAUUCUGGUGUACUUGUGAGUUAAGAGCUUUCAUUGAAAAAUACUCAGAGGUCAUGUUGGUUGGAUGGUCAGAUUCAUACAUAUGUGAAUAUCCUUUGAAUCUAAAGGGGACUCAGUUAAAGGAUGUUUACCUUCCUGAAUUAUCCUGCAACACAGCUCUGUUGAUCAUCACCAUCGUGGUUAUCAUGCUAGUUCUGGGGAUAGCUGUGAUCUGCUGCUGCUUCCACUUAGAUCUGCUUUGGUAUCUCAGGAUGUUAUGUCAAUGGACACAGAUAUGGCACAGGAUUAGGAAGACAACUCAAGGACAACUCAAGAGAAAUGCUCAAUUCCAUGUGUUUAUCUCAUACAGUGAACAUGAUUCUGCCUGGGUAAAGCAUGAAUUGAUCCCUAAUCUAGAGAAAGAAAAUGGUUCUGUCUUGAUUUGCCUUCAUGAGGGAAACUUUGACCCUGACAAGAGCAUUGCUGAUAAUAUCAUAAACUGCAUCAAGAAAAGCUACAAAUCCAUCUUUGUUUUAUCUCCCAACUUUGUUCAGAGUGAGUGGUGCCAUUAUGAACAAUGCUUUGCACAUCACAAUCUCUUCCAUGAAAGUUCUGAUGACAUAAUUCUUAUCUUACUGGAACCCAUUCCACUCUACUGUGUUCCUCCCAGGUAUCCUAUGCUGAAAGCUCUCAUGGAAAAGAAAGCAUGCUUGGAAUGGCCCAAGGAUAGGCGUAAAUAUGGACUUUUUUGGGCAUACCUUCGAGCUGCCUUUAAAGUUAAUUUGUUAGAAACCAGAGAGAUGUGUGAGCUACAAACAUUCACAGAGCUGAAUGAAGAAUCUCGAGGUUCUGCAAUGUCUCUGAUAAGAACAGACUGCCUAUAAAACCUUCCCUUCCUUAGAGGAACUGGGGGCUGCCUAUACUAUGGGAUGAUACAACUUAUGAUGGCAAUUAGGCAAUAUCUAUUAAAAUAAAAAAAAAACAAGUUCCAUCAUCAUGUCAGUUCCUUGAUGGUUUUCUAAGAAUGUAUCUAUCCCACAGAAACACAAAUUUACAAAGGCUUAUAUAAAAAUGUGCUCAUCCGAUUAUUAUGAUUAUGAAAAAACAGCUCAAAUGUCCACAAAUAAGGAUCAAUUCAAUAAAUUACAGUACAUUUCUAUAAUAGAAUAUUACACAGCCAUUAAAAAGAAUGAGGUAGCUAUAUAUUUAUUGGUAUG